This is a messenger RNA of Prunus armeniaca (apricot), 888 nucleotides long. Lineage: Eukaryota; Viridiplantae; Streptophyta; Magnoliopsida; Rosales; Rosaceae. The record is from the annotation of a GenBank genome assembly.
AUGCGUACCCUUCUGCUUCAAUCGUUGUUUCCCUUGCUCUUGAUCACUUCCUUUCUUUCGAUCAACGUUGAGUCGAGUCUAAGCCAGGAUGAUCUACCAUAUGCAAACUGCGGCGAAGAUAUUAACUGCGGUGGCAUCAGACUCUCAUACCCGUUUCGGGGAGUAAACCGAGCUAAUUACUGUGGUCCGCCAGGGUUCGAUGCGGAAUGCCUAGAGAAUGUCCCCAUGAUCAGCAUAUCGAGUAUCAACUACAGAAUUCUCAAAACCAACUAUAGUGCUCCCUCUGUUACAGUUGCCAGGCAGGACUAUUGGGGAACUAUCUGUCCUCAGACUUAUGUCAACACCAACAUCAACUUCUCUCUGUUUGAUUAUACUUCUGGGCUUACAAACCUGACCUUUUACUAUGGGUGUGCAAGUAUAAAUAUCCCGGGGCUUAACUCUAGUUCCCAACCUUGCGAUACAAACAACGACCAUGUUACGUAUGUCGUGGGAAGUCUCCCAUUUGAUCCCGUCGUUAACGGUACCUGUAAAAAUGGGGUCAGUAUUCCCGUUUUCACGACAGCUGCUCUGGCUCUAGAGGCCAAUCGAACAACUAUCAAGGAAGUGGUAGAUGGGGGCUUUGAAUUGGGAUUGCAGAUCAAUAAUACUCAAUGCACCAAUUGUGUAGAAUCAGGAGGGAAGUGUGGACUUAACACGAAAAAUGGUGGAUUCAGUUGCUUUUGCCUCGAUCAGACCUAUGCAAUCGUAUGUAAUGCAACUGCACCCGGAGCAGAAGGUAUGCCUGUCCCUUGUCAUUCUCUUAUAAAUUACAGAAUUGAAUUCCAGGAUUGGUGGCAUCCACAGUUUUUUUAUUACAUCCUAGACAGCUACCUAGGUGUGUGUCAUUAG